Haliotis rubra (blacklip abalone) is the source of this 1465-nucleotide messenger RNA. RefSeq lists its product as uncharacterized. The transcript is spliced from 5 exons. Bases 169 to 867 code for a protein of 232 amino acids. NCBI's taxonomy places the organism in Eukaryota, Metazoa, Mollusca, Gastropoda, Lepetellida, Haliotidae. The record is from RefSeq and is a predicted model, not a curated record.
GGCUCUGGAACCUUCGAGAGGAUUUCGUCAGUAUUUAAGAAAUUUACCUACACGACAUGAAUCAGUAUAGGCAAGGGUCGCGGUCGUUCACAGGACUGUAUUUCAGCUUAUUCUAUAGCAACUUCUAUAAAAGGAAGAAAACAGUCCCGGAUUUGGCUUGUAUCCACCAUGUUCGUAAGCUAUACUUCAACAGUUCAAGGAUGUGUUUUGGUAUUUGUGGGACUUGCAUUACCGUCGUUGUUGGGGGCAAGCAGCAUCUGUAACCCAGGUGUGAGCUACCUGGACCCUGCCACAGGUAACUGCGAUCCCUGUAGUGACAUCUGUGAGUUUACUCGGGCACAGAGAACAGUGACAAGAUGUCGGGAUAUGUGUCCAGGGUACAAGCCCAUCCAUCACCAGUGUCCUGUACAACAUUUCUACGAUGUCAAUGUGGACAGAUGUGAACAUUGUAGAUCUCUGUGCCUCCCUCCACACGCACGUCGAGACGACUGUCAGAGGCUUUGUCCAGACUGGUCCGACCAGAAUACAUCCUCGACAAGUUCCCACACAGAGCCAAAGGUGAUUUUACCAGCAAAUGUCUCAGCCUACACUGCCGAGAGAAGCCCAGAAACUGAAAGCAACUAUGCAUCCUUAACAACUGGUGUUUGGAUAGGAGUUGGCUUCCUGGUUGUAUGUGCGUUGGGACUGGUUGCUGUGACGGCUGUGUUUGGAAGAGGUUGUGUUGGCAACAUUAAAUCGUUUGUUUCACGACAUAUAUUUACCAGGCACCCUACACAGGUCGAAGAAGACCCCGAGAUCAGGGAGAGCCUCAAUCCCAUAUACAGACCGGGACGUGGCCCUAUUGCUACACCCAUUGAAGACGUGUGAUGGGAUAGACAAAUUAAAACGUUUUGAAGAAAAAGAAUUGAAAAAGACAAUUUAAAGACAGAACACUUGAAAGAUAUGUUGGAACGAUCCUCAGUGGCAAGAUAAUCAAGUCGAGAUGCCAGGAAGACAAAUACUCUCGCGAGAGACGAGAUCACACGAAGAAGGACAGCGGCGCCCGAGGAGAGACGAAGAAUAAAAUGAUUGAACUAGAGAAUUGACAGAAAGGACUGCAUGAACUAGAGAAAUGACAGAAAGGACUGCUUGAGAGUAUGCGUCAUGUCCAUCGGUACAUAGUAGUACUAUAAGAGUGCACAUCGCCAAAUGCAUACUGUACAACCGACAGAGCUCAGCCAUGACAAACAUUGUAUCGUUUUUGUUUGGUUCUAUGAGCAGACUGAGAUAAUUGUGUUGAGCACAGAACAAUGCUACAUAAUCUUAAUGUCAUGCAUAAAACGAUAGAAUGGAUGUAGGUGUUUUCUUUAUAUUAACAUUUGUAGUUAUGGUUUCUUAGUUGUUUAGACUCUAUAAUGUUUGCAUUCUGUUUGCAUGUAGUUGUAAUGUGUGUCCCAGGUAGAAUAAAAUGUGUAUGUUCUCUCGA